AUGUUUGUGAUUCCAACACCAACUCCUGUGGCCAGAGAUGUUUCCCUUCCUUUGGCAUCUCUGCCACCAACUAUCAGCAUCACCCACAAAUGUGUGGUUUCCCUGGCUGCUCAGGUUGCUGCCAUGCAAAUCACUGACCAGAAUACCCUUGCCAGGGUUGAUGUGGUGGAACAGGACUACAAAACCUGUAUCUCCUUAAUGUGUGCAGAGCUUUCCUUCAUGCAGCUUGAUCUCAGCGCCACCUUCACACUCGUUAAUGGCCUGGUCAGCCUAGUGGAGAAGCUUUGGCAGGCACAUACCGUUGCCAACCCAUUGUUCCCAUCACUGAUGAUCAGCAACUUUGGUGCUACCUUGGCCGCCACACAGGUGCAAGCAUUGGGCAUGAGGUACUUGAACAGUAUGUACAGCCCUUUGGUUGGUACCUUGGCAUCUGCUGCAGGCCCUUCAGCAUCUUGCCCUUUUGGUCACCCUGACAUGUGGGGCAACACAUUCACAUCUGGCCAAGCAUCCUUGGUGUCAGCACAUGCCAGUCCUUCAUCCACUCCUGCUGUAGUUGGACCAAAUUAUGCUGGAAAAUCACCUGCUUCAGCUGCACAGUCUCUCCCCUGA
Suillus paluster is the source of this 609-nucleotide messenger RNA. RefSeq lists its product as uncharacterized. The transcript has a single exon. The record is from RefSeq and is a predicted model, not a curated record. Bases 1 to 609 code for a protein of 202 amino acids. NCBI's taxonomy places the organism in Eukaryota, Fungi, Basidiomycota, Agaricomycetes, Boletales, Suillaceae.